Messenger RNA from Trypanosoma grayi, 2790 nucleotides. RefSeq names its product ubiquitin hydrolase. The transcript has a single exon. Gene Ontology annotation, biological process: protein deubiquitination. NCBI's taxonomy places the organism in Eukaryota, Euglenozoa, Kinetoplastea, Trypanosomatida, Trypanosomatidae. The coding region runs from base 1 to 2790 and encodes 929 amino acids. Gene Ontology annotation, cellular component: nucleus; cytosol. The record is from RefSeq and is a predicted model, not a curated record. Gene Ontology annotation, molecular function: cysteine-type endopeptidase activity; cysteine-type deubiquitinase activity.
AUGGGCCGAAAAGUCUGGGCUUCGGGCAUUGCUUCGUGUGAAGAGCGCUUGUCCAACGAUGCAACCGGUGUUGCGACCAGAACACGCUUCGGGAAUCAAGGCAUGGUGUUGGAGAACAUUCCGUACGUGGGCCUCGUAAAUCAAGGCAGCACAUGCUAUUUAAACUCUGUAAUACAGGUGCUCUUUCACCUGCCGUCUUUUCGCCGUAUGCUAUACUCCGUGGAGAACCCAGAGCCUGGUUCUAUAACGCUAGCAUUGCGUAACAUUUUUGCUCAGCUUAACUGUGCAACGUCUUCUGUGUCUACAAAUGAGCUAACAGAGGCGUUUGGAUGGGAAAACAAUGAAGAGUGGAUCCAGCAUGAUGUGCACGAAAUGCUGCAGAAAUUGCUUGAUAGCUUGGAGACUGUAUGCAAAAAUACACCGUUGGAGAAUAUAGUUCGGGAUCAUUUCUACGGUGAAUUGACGUACAUCACACGUACUGUAGACGGUGUAGCCCAUACGCUCUACCGUAAGGAGGGCUUUCAUGAUGUUGAGCUACUUGUCAAAAAUAAGAAUACAAUCGCUGAAUCAUUUUCUCAAUGGGCUGAACCUGAGCGAAUCGAAGGUGUAUCACUGGAGUUUGAAAAAGACGGGCCCAGUACUAUUCAUACUGUUGAGCGGUGCCAACGGUUUACGAGGCUCCCACGUGUUCUAUUGAUACACCCCAAUCGUGUAGAAUUUUGUAUGGAGUCAUUUGAAGUUAAAACUUUACACAGCAAGUGGACAUUUCCAUUAACUCUGGAUCUUGAACCAUACCUCCUCCAAGAUGAUAAAAAUACACCGGAUACUUUUGAUUUUGGAACUGUAUACGACCUGCGUUCUGUCGUGGUACACCAAGGUGUGGCAGAGAAUGGGCAUUAUCUCGCUUACGUUCUUCUUGAUGAGGGUUGGAUGUACUUCAAUGACGCGGUUGUCUCGCGCGUUCCCGAGGAGGAUGUAAUGAGGGCGGCAUGGGGUGGCGAGGUUAUAGGUUCCUCUCACGACUCGAAUGAGCGGGCAUCGCUUCUCUUGUACGUCAACCGCACAGUUGCGAAUGAGCUGCUGACAGAGGAGCCUGUUCCCGAAAACAUUAAAGAAGUUGUAAGGUCGAUCGUCACGAACCGCGAUCGUAAAUGGAGAGGACGAUGGGAGAGUGUCUCAUUUCAAUAUUUCACGGAUGUGGAGAGUCUUACCAAUGUGCUUGAGGACAUCCCUGACGCUGAUGAAGGUGCGUCAACGGUAACUGUUCACGCGGCGUCAUCCUUGCAGGAGGUGCACGCGGCCAUUGCCACAGCUAUCGGUCAGACACCUGACCGUAUUCGGGUGUGGAUGUAUGAAGGGGGUUCUCCGAGUGGUGUGACAUGCGCCCGACUUCACACUGAUGUAAGAAGUCAGGGCCGACUCUUUGUUGAAACUCUCCCAGCAUCAAAAGACACACUGGAUCCAGCGUCUUUUGAUGAGGCCUUUUUCGUGAUAGUUCGCUCUACUUGUAAUAAUUCAUUGGUAUCCCAUGGCGUUCUUCACGGACGGGGAGAGAUAAAGGCGCUCAUGGAGACGUACAAGAGACCAAUGAAGUGCUUUGUUUGUGAGUAUGGCCUUAGUGUGAGUGAGGUGCAGAUAGACGAGAUUUUACCUGGUUUCAGUGUUAUCAUCUGCCCUUUGGAGAUGUCUGAAAAUCAUGUGGUGGAGAUGCUACGCCAGCGUCAAUUCAGGGAAGUUACUGUUUUUCUUCUUGACCGAUGCAAAGCAGGGAAAUGGACGCCUAUAGGCAGCUUUCGUUUUGAUGAAAGUACACCAUAUACUAAAUUCCAGCAGGAAACUUAUCGACUCUUAUCUGCUGCUCAUCAACCCCUCCCACCUUCACCAGAAUACAUUGGAUUUCAUUGUUCCAUGAUUCGUGGUGAAGAGGGACCUUCACUUGCCGUAUGCCCGCUCUAUAACACAAAUCCAGAACCGGUAGCACUUAGUAUAAUUAUGCAGGGUUCUGGAGGAAGGGGAGUUCUCUACUGUGCCCUGCUUCCUGCUCCUCUAUGCACACUCGACACAGUACGUCUUGUAUUAUUCAACAUUGGUGGUGGAAUACGGUUCACUGUGUAUGUUGAAAGACGUUGCUACAAACUUGGAGAGUUGUAUUCUCUUGCGAUGCAGCAAGGGAAAUCUUUUAUUCCACAGAAGUUAUAUGCAUAUCUUAACCAAAGCAUCAAAGAGGGCAAACCAGCGUUGCGUCUUCUGAAGGUUUCCUCUGGUCGAGUUCAGUGUGCUUUUUCGGACCCAGGUGAGACAGUUUUGGACAUUCCGGACCUUUAUGUGAUAGAUGUGUUAACGGAGUUAGGUGCCGGUUUUUCCCGGGUGGACGUGCUCUUCUGCGACCGGCGGUCGGGAGAGUCGUAUUUUGGAUUUCCAACAAAUAUUGCUGUGUCGAACACGUACGAAGAGACGGGGGCGGAUAUUGCUAAGCGUCUGGCGGAGAAGAUUCUUCCCACACCAGAGACGGAUGAUAUUGCGCGGUGGAUCGUCGCUGUGAAGGGGAGAUCAGGGGUGUGUCGGACGGUUGGGAAGAGAGACACUCUAAAAAAGCUUGUGGAGGAAGUUAAAGGAGAUAUCGAAUGCAUUAUAGUUGACCGGCCGCAGUUGAUAUCGAUAGAUGGCAUAGUGGAGAGACAAAAAUGCCCUGAACAAUCCAUAACUAUUCGAGAUACUUCUGCACAGGACCUUACCGCGUUGAACAGCCGGCAAACCUCAACGAGGGACUUGGCCUCAAUGGAUAAAUGA